UGCGCCAGUCUUGCGUAUCUAAAUCGCGCUUGCGCACAAACGAAAGCCCUCUUUUUGGACCCUGCCGCUUCCAAGAUGGCAAAGCGCACUAAGAAGGUAGGCAUAGUUGGGAAAUACGGAACCCGCUAUGGUGCAUCCCUCAGGAAGAUGGUUAAGAAGAUUGAAAUUAGCCAACAUGCUAAAUAUACUUGCUCCUUCUGUGGCAAGACAAAGAUGAAGAGAAAGGCUGUUGGAAUUUGGAACUGUGGGUCCUGCAUGAAGACUGUUGCUGGUGGAGCUUGGACAUACAAUACCACAUCUGCAGUUACAGUAAAGUCUGCCAUCAGAAGACUUAAGGAGCUGAAAGACCAAUAGAUGACCCCAGUGUGGAUGAUCAACCCAUUUUUUUGUACAGUUCAAUAGUGAAACCUGUGACUAUGUACUCUUGGGAAGAAACAUCAAAUUUCUUUAUAAUAAAGAAAUGUUCAGUUGUCA
This is a messenger RNA of Polypterus senegalus (gray bichir), 474 nucleotides long. It is a transcript of the gene rpl37a, whose product is annotated as ribosomal protein L37a. Gene Ontology annotation, biological process: translation. The transcript has 4 exons. Gene Ontology annotation, molecular function: structural constituent of ribosome. Lineage: Eukaryota; Metazoa; Chordata; Cladistia; Polypteriformes; Polypteridae. The record is from RefSeq and is a predicted model, not a curated record. The coding region runs from base 76 to 354 and encodes 92 amino acids. Gene Ontology annotation, cellular component: ribosome.